Dunckerocampus dactyliophorus (ringed pipefish) is the source of this 861-nucleotide messenger RNA. RefSeq names its product homeobox B13a (gene hoxb13a). Lineage: Eukaryota; Metazoa; Chordata; Actinopteri; Syngnathiformes; Syngnathidae. The record is from RefSeq and is a predicted model, not a curated record. The coding region runs from base 1 to 861 and encodes 286 amino acids. Gene Ontology annotation, biological process: regulation of transcription by RNA polymerase II. The transcript has 2 exons. Gene Ontology annotation, molecular function: DNA-binding transcription factor activity, RNA polymerase II-specific; RNA polymerase II cis-regulatory region sequence-specific DNA binding.
AUGUUCUUCUACGACAGCAGGCUGGAAGAUCUCAACAAGAACAUGGAGGGUCUUAUGAGCGGCGGGAACUUUGCGGCGGCAAACCAGUGCCGCAACAUGAUGGCGCAUUCCGCCGCGCUGGGCGCGCACCCGGCGGGCUUAGUGCAUUCCUCCGCGGGCUACUCGGCCGUGGACGUGUCGGCGUCGGGCCCCGGCGACCCCCUCGCCUCGGCGGGGAAAACUCACCAGAGCGCGUCGGGCGCCGCCGCCGCGCUGCCGUACGGAUACUUCGGUAACGGCUACUACCCUUGCAGAAUGGGCCGCGCGUUGAAGUCGUGCACGCAGGCCGCGCAGUACAUGGACACCACGGUGGGCUCGGACGACUACCAGAACCCCUGUAGGCCCAAGGAGUUCGCCUUCUACCACGCCGGUCCGUACCAGCCCAUGGCCAGCUACCUGGACGUGUCCGUGGUCCAGACGUUGGGGGCCGGCGAACCGCGCCACGACGGCCUCCUUCCGGUGGACACCUACCAGCCCUGGACGCUCACCAACGGCUGGGGGGGUCAGAUGUACUGUUCCAAGGACCAGGGACAGACCGGACACUUCUGGAAGUCUGCUUUGGCGGAUGUGGUGGCCCAGCAGCAGCAGCAGCAGGAAGGUUGUCCUUUCCGCAGAGGUAGGAAGAAGCGUAUCCCGUACAGCAAAGUGCAGCUGAAGGAGUUGGAGAAAGAAUACGCCGCCAGUAAAUUCAUCACCAAGGACAAGAGGAGGAAGAUCUCCGCUGCCACCAACCUCUCCGAGCGCCAGAUCACCAUCUGGUUCCAGAACAGGAGGGUCAAGGAGAAGAAGUUUGUGGCAAAAAUCAAGAACACUGCACCCUAG